Messenger RNA from Exophiala oligosperma, 447 nucleotides. RefSeq lists its product as uncharacterized. Gene Ontology annotation, cellular component: mitochondrial intermembrane space; mitochondrion. The record is from RefSeq and is a predicted model, not a curated record. Gene Ontology annotation, biological process: mitochondrial respiratory chain complex II assembly; succinate metabolic process. The transcript has a single exon. NCBI's taxonomy places the organism in Eukaryota, Fungi, Ascomycota, Eurotiomycetes, Chaetothyriales, Herpotrichiellaceae. Bases 1 to 447 code for a protein of 148 amino acids.
AUGCGUCCAACCAGUCGACUACUCGCGGCUCCCGCGACGCAGGCGUUUCGUCCGGGCCAAAGAGCUUCCGCACUCGCUCUCCUCCCUCCUAUUCCUCUGUACCGGAGACUGCUACGGAUACACCGCAAGAGAUUAGGACCAGAAGAACGAAUCUUUGGAGACACCUAUUUGAAGGCGGAGUUCCGGCGACAUCGAGACAUCGAGAACCCACUCCACAUUGUGGGAUUCCUCACCGAGUGGCAGAAUUACGGGCAGAUGCUCGAGGGGGAGGAUUGGCAAGAGCAAAGGAUCGACCCGGGCGUGAUGGACAAGAUGAGCGACCAACAAAUAGGUCAGCUGUAUGAACUGAUGCAGGCCAUACAAAAGAGAGGGAGAGACAGCGUGGACGAAGAAGAAGACGGUCCUAUCCUCGAAGCCAUCGCAGAUGCCACGUCGAGAGAGAAGUAG